Molecule: messenger RNA, 1509 nt
Organism: Penicillium canescens
Lineage: Eukaryota; Fungi; Ascomycota; Eurotiomycetes; Eurotiales; Aspergillaceae
Product: MFS transporter
Exons: 2
Coding region: 1-1509 (502 amino acids)
Biological process (GO): transmembrane transport
Cellular component (GO): membrane
Molecular function (GO): transmembrane transporter activity
Source: RefSeq, a predicted model, not a curated record
AUGCCUGAGUUAGAUCUCAAGGAUAAUGAGGCUCCUCCCUCGACAGCAUCCGACCCAGAACCACAAACCAAACCAUCAACACCAACGAAACCCCAAUCACCAGUCAAAGAAGCAGCCUUCAUAGCAGUCGUCUGCGCCGCCCAAUUAAUGACCCAAGCCGGCCUCUCCCUAUCAAUCGCCCCGCUCCAUUACAUAGGUAAAAGCUUCAACACAACACCUCGAGAUCUGACCUGGGCCUCGGCAGCCUACAGUCUAACAGUUGGAACAUUCAUUCUCGUCUCGGGCAGACUGGGCGACACAUACGGCCACAGACUCCUCUUCAUCAUUGGUUUUACCUGGUUUGGGAUAUGGUCCCUUCUUGGCGGUUUUGCCGUAUGGUCGAAUCAGAUCUUCCUCGAUUGUUGUCGUGCCUUCCAGGGGAUUGGUCCUGCGCUGCUUUUGCCCAAUGCCGUUGCUAUCUUUGGGAGGACUUAUGCACCGGGCUUGAAGAAGGAUAUGGUUUUUUGUCUUUUUGGCGCUACUGCUCCUGGUGGAUUUACGCUUGGUGCUACGUUUUGUUCGUUGCUUGCUGAGCGUGUUUGGUGGCCGUGGGGGUAUUGGAUUAUGGGUAUUUCAUGUUUUUGUUUUGCUGUUUUGGGGUUUGUGCUUAUUCCUCGUGAUGAGAUUAAAGAUUCAGAGAAGACUGAGGGUUCAACCUUUGCUCGGCUGGAUGGGCUUGGUGCUAUCACUGGUGUGAGCGGUCUUGUGCUGAUCAACUUUGCGUGGAAUCAGGCUCCAGUGGUUGGGUGGAGAGUACCUUAUACCUAUGCUCUGCUGAUUGUCGGGAUACUAUUUCUUGUGGUGUUUACGAUCGUCGAGCGUAGAGCUGCCUACCCACUCCUCCCGAGUUCAGUAUUCAAGGGCGAAGUUGGCUGGGUUCUCGGCUGCAUGGCGGCGGGAUGGUCGAGUUUCGGGAUUUUGGUCUUUUACUACUACAACUUCCUUGAAACCAUCGAGCACAACAGUGGACUUUUGGUUACGGCAAAGUGGGCAGGAGCUUCUGCUUCUGGUGCAACCGCUGCUGUUAUAACUGGUCUUCUUUUGAGCCGGGUGCCACCGAGUUUCAUCAUGCUUGCCGCAAUGCUGGCAUUCACAAUCGGCUUAUCCCUUUUGGCCACUAUACCGCCUGGUCAGACCUACUGGGCCAACGCAUUUUUGAUCAUGCUAAUCACUCCUUGGGGAAUGGACAUGUCGUUCCCCUCUGGGACAUUGAUUCUCAGCAAUUCUAUGCCGCGCGAGCAUCAAGGAGUGGCCGGUUCACUGGUAAAUACGGUUGUGAAUUAUUCCAUAGCUCUUGGUCUCGGAUUUGCAGGCACAGUCGAGAGAUAUGUGGACCCUGAUGGUUCAGAUGUGCUCAAGGGAUAUCGGGGUGCUUCUUAUAUGGGUGUGGGUCUAGCAGGACUUGGCUCUAUUAUUGCGAUUUUAUUCAUGAUCGUAACUUGGCUCAAGUCCAGAAAAGUUGUCGAGUGA